Penicillium alfredii is the source of this 198-nucleotide messenger RNA. RefSeq lists its product as uncharacterized. The record is from RefSeq and is a predicted model, not a curated record. Lineage: Eukaryota; Fungi; Ascomycota; Eurotiomycetes; Eurotiales; Aspergillaceae. The transcript is spliced from 2 exons. The coding region runs from base 1 to 198 and encodes 65 amino acids.
AUGCACAUCCUCUUGACACUCCUUCCAGCCCUGGGCCUCUUCGCCCAACUUAGUGUGGCCGCAUACACGUUGCGGGACGACUACGGCACCACUGACUCGUUCUUUGAUAAAUUCAACUUCUUCACGUCGCCUCGUCCUAGUCCUGUGCCUCGUCUCUCGAGGAUGGAUCGACGGAAUCGGUACCGCGUUGCUCAGUAG